GGCGGAAAGUUUAGGGGGAGAGCGGUUGGGGGCGCGGAAGGAGGCGAGGUUCCGGGGGUGGGGCGGGCAGGCGGCAACUGGGCGAGCGGGCCGGUGGGCCGCGGCGAGCGGGGAGGCGGCGCGACCUAGAAGGAGGAAGAGGCCGCGGGGGUGCGGCGGCCCAAGGGAGCUCCUCCCCCGUCCCUUCACCCCCUCCGCUGGGCUCCUCGGGCCCCGGGCGGGGCGGGGGUACGUGGAGCGGGGCCGGGCCGGGGAGCUGCUCCGAGUCUGGCCGGAACGCACCCCAGUUCCGAGCGCACGCCGCUCGCGGGAACUUUGUGGCGGCGCCGCAGGUGUGGGGGCCCGCGGAGGUGUGCAUGCGGGGCGCGAGGGCGUCGCGGAGAGCGGCCGCUGCCCUGUCCGGCCCCCGCUGGAGCAGCCCGGAGGCAGCGAGCAAGGAGAAAGGUGUGUGCCCUCUUCCUGAUUCUGGAGAAAAAUGCCGGUCCGGAAGCAAGAUACCCAGAGAGCAUUGCACCUUUUGGAAGAAUAUCGUUCAAAACUAAGCCAAACUGAAGACAGACAGCUCAGAAGUUCCAUAGAACGGGUUAUUAACAUAUUUCAGAGCAACCUCUUUCAGGCUUUAAUAGAUAUUCAAGAAUUUUAUGAAGUGACCUUACUGGAUAAUCCAAAAUGUAUAGAUCGUUCUAAGCUGUCCGAACCAAUUCAGCCUGUGAAUACUUGGGAAAUUUCCAGCCUCCCAAGCUCUACUGUGACUUCAGAAACACUGCCCAGCAGCCUUAGCCCUAGUGUGGAGAAGUACAGGUAUCAGGAUGAAGACACACCUCCUCAAGAGCACAUUUCCCCACAAAUCACGAAUGAAGUGGUGGGUCCCGAGCUGGUUCACGUCUCAGAGAAGAACUUAUCAGAGAUUGAGAAUGUCCAUGGAUUUGUUUCUCAUUCUCAUAUUUCACCAAUAAAGCCAACAGAAGCUGUUCUUCCCUCUCCUCCCACUGUCCCUGUGAUCCCUGUCCUGCCAGUCCCUGCUGAGAAUACUGUCAUCCUACCCACCAUACCACAGGCAAAUCCUCCUCCAGUCCUGGUCAACACAGAUAGCUUGGAAACACCAACUUAUGUUAAUGGCACAGAUGCAGAUUAUGAAUAUGAAGAAAUCACACUUGAAAGGGGAAAUUCAGGGCUUGGUUUCAGCAUUGCAGGAGGUACAGACAACCCACAUAUUGGAGAUGACUCAAGUAUUUUCAUUACCAAAAUUAUCACGGGGGGAGCAGCCGCCCAAGAUGGAAGAUUGCGGGUCAAUGACUGUAUAUUACGAGUAAAUGAAGUAGAUGUUCGUGAUGUAACACAUAGCAAAGCAGUUGAAGCAUUGAAAGAAGCAGGGUCUAUGGUACGCUUGUAUGUAAAAAGAAGGAAACCAGUAUCAGAAAAAAUAAUGGAAAUAAAGCUCAUUAAAGGUCCUAAAGGUCUUGGGUUCAGCAUUGCUGGAGGUGUUGGAAAUCAGCAUAUUCCUGGGGAUAAUAGCAUCUAUGUAACCAAAAUAAUUGAAGGAGGUGCAGCACAUAAGGAUGGCAAACUCCAGAUUGGAGAUAAGCUUCUAGCAGUGAAUAACGUAUGUUUAGAAGAAGUUACUCAUGAAGAAGCAGUAACUGCCUUAAAGAACACAUCUGAUUUUGUUUAUUUGAAAGUGGCAAAACCCACAAGUAUGUAUAUGAAUGAUGGCUAUGCACCACCUGAUAUCACCAACUCUUCUUCUCAGCCUGUCGAUAACCAUGUUAGCCCAUCUUCCUUCUUGGGCCAGACACCAGCAUCACCAGCCAGAUACUCACCAGUUUCUAAAGCAGUGCUUGGAGAUGAUGAAAUUACAAGGGAACCUAGAAAAGUUGUUCUUCAUCGUGGCUCAACGGGCCUUGGUUUCAACAUUGUAGGAGGAGAAGAUGGAGAAGGAAUAUUUAUUUCCUUUAUCUUAGCCGGAGGACCUGCCGAUCUAAGUGGAGAGCUCAGAAAAGGAGAUCGUAUUAUAUCGGUGAACAGUGUUGACCUCAGAGCCGCUAGUCAUGAGCAGGCAGCAGCUGCAUUGAAAAAUGCUGGCCAAGCUGUUACAAUUGUUGCACAAUAUCGACCUGAAGAAUACAGUCGUUUUGAAGCUAAAAUACAUGAUUUACGGGAGCAGAUGAUGAAUAGUAGUAUUAGUUCAGGGUCAGGUUCUCUUCGAACUAGCCAGAAGCGAUCCCUCUAUGUCAGAGCCCUUUUUGAUUAUGACAAGACUAAAGACAGUGGCCUUCCCAGUCAGGGAUUGAACUUCAAAUUUGGAGAUAUCCUCCAUGUUAUUAAUGCUUCUGAUGAUGAAUGGUGGCAAGCCAGGCAGGUUACACCAGACGGUGAGAGUGAUGAGGUUGGAGUGAUUCCCAGUAAACGCAGAGUUGAGAAGAAAGAACGAGCCCGAUUAAAAACAGUGAAAUUCAAUUCUAAAACGAGAGAUAAAGGGCAGUCAUUCAAUGACAAGCGUAAAAAGAACCUCUUUUCCCGAAAAUUCCCCUUCUACAAGAACAAGGACCAGAGUGAGCAGGAAACAAGUGAUGCUGACCAGCAUGUAACUUCUAAUGCCAGCGAUAGUGAAAGUAGUUACCGUGGUCAAGAAGAAUACGUCUUAUCUUAUGAACCAGUGAACCAACAAGAAGUUAAUUACACUCGGCCAGUGAUCAUACUGGGACCCAUGAAAGACCGGAUCAAUGACGACUUGAUCUCAGAAUUUCCCGACAAAUUUGGAUCCUGUGUCCCUCAUACAACUAGACCAAAACGAGAUUAUGAGGUAGACGGAAGAGAUUAUCAUUUUGUGACUUCAAGAGAGCAGAUGGAAAAAGAUAUCCAGGAACAUAAAUUCAUCGAAGCUGGCCAGUAUAACAAUCAUCUGUAUGGAACAAGUGUUCAGUCUGUGCGAGAAGUAGCAGAAAAGGGCAAACACUGUAUCCUUGAUGUGUCUGGAAAUGCCAUAAAGAGAUUACAGAUUGCACAGCUUUACCCUAUCUCCAUUUUUAUUAAACCCAAAUCCAUGGAAAAUAUCAUGGAAAUGAAUAAGCGUCUAACAGAAGAACAAGCCAGAAAAACGUUUGAGAGAGCCAUGAAACUGGAACAGGAGUUUACUGAACAUUUCACAGCUAUUGUACAGGGAGAUACGCUGGAAGACAUUUACAACCAAGUGAAACAGAUCAUAGAAGAACAGUCUGGUUCUUACAUCUGGGUUCCAGCAAAAGAAAAGUUAUGAAAACUCAUGUUUCUCUAUUUCUCUUUUCCACAAUUCCAUUUUCUUUGACAUCUCUUUGCCCUUUCCUCUGGAGUCUUUUUUCAAUAAUGAUUUCAUGUUGAAUUAUAUCCCACAUCAUGGUCUGCAGGUGCGCUUAUUUUUUUACAUGUAGUGUCUCCUUCAAGUUACAUCAUGUGUAUUAUUUAAUGUCACUAUUGGUUAGUGGCCAUUUUUCACAACUGAAGAUGGAAUGGCCUGACCAGCUAUUAAGAAUUUGGGGAGACGCAGAAAUUGUGGUAAAAUUCCUUAAUGUUUAAGGGAAAGUAACUUUAAGAGAUUUUUGGAAAAGCUUUAUAUACAUUCUUUUCAAAUUUCAGUACAAAUGAAAAAGUGGUUUUAAUCAGUGAUUUAGUAGACUUUGAGCAACUAUGCACGCUUAAGUUUAAUAGCAUGGUUUGGCCAGUGUGUUACUCUCAAGUCCUGUUCUCAGUCAGCUUCUAUCAUCAAAGCAAUUGUUUCAUUAUAGAUAAAUAAGGAAGACAUGUUUUAAUUUAAAAAUUCAUGUCUGAGUUAACUUUCAUAAGGGAUUUCAUUUUUUGUAAGUAUUCUUAGAGUCUUUUAUUAUUUGAAGGUUAUUUUUUCCCAGUACAUUUGCUAGGAAUAACAACGUUUAAAUGUUUUUAAUCUACUUGAGCAACACUAUCGUGUCUUACAAAAGUUGUUCAUAUGUAAAUGAUCAUCACAUUCUGUGAAUCAAGGCCAUGUUCAGGUGCUAAGGAAGUUCGCCUUUUACACAGAAGGUUGAGAAAAUUUCCUAGAUAUAAAUACAGAUAAAUCAGACAUUACAGUGGUGAUGUAGAAACCAUAAUGGCAAUGGAAAGGAGUCCAGUUCAUAGCCUAAAACUUAAAAAUGUAUUCUUAGGAGUCAGAUUUUACUGAAUAUUUUACCCACAAUAGCUGCCUAUUUUGUUAUAAUAAAAUAUAUAUAAAUAUAUAUAUAAAACUUUCUUUAAACUCUGUAACUAUGGGAAUUAUUUUCUUUACAUAGUUGCGCACACACACAAACAUAUAUAUAUAUAUAUUUAAAAUAUGUUUUGUUUCUUUUGCCACCUGCUCCUAACUUCUUGUUUGGUUUUAAAUUAAAUAUUAAUUGAAUAGACUUUACCUUCCUUAAUCCUGUGAACUGAAAAUGGGGCAUGGUGAUCAUGAGGAGAAACAUUUAGGGAAAUUAGAUUACAAGUAAAAGUGUGGGCGUAUUCUCCUCUUUUCUACAAAGUUUUCAAAUGGUUCCUGGGGUUUUGUUGUUGUUCUUGUUGUUGUUAUUGUUGUUCUUGUCAUCAGGUUUGAUUUUGGUCCUUGCCCUUUCCUUCUAGUUCUCCUUUUAUUAAUAGGAAGGCAGGCAAAAGCCCCAUUUAUGUGUGUGUUUCCCUCAGACAGCUUUCGUCCACUGCUCUGCACUAGAAUUGCACAAAUCUUCAUGGUGAGCAAUUUUAAGAAAUUUUAGUGAAAGGUAGAAAUUAUUUCAGAAAUCAGUUUCUCUGGUCCUUUAUAUUAAAAAUAUUUGGCUUCCCAUUGCUCUUUGGAGUUGUUUAUUAAAUAUGUGUUUUUGACAACCUCCUCAUUACAGUUUCUUAAAGAAAUGAGUACUGGUUUGUAAAGAAUUAUCAACAUUAUCCAUUCCAUUUAUGGAGAAGAGGAGAACAGCUAAUAAACUGUAUUGUAAAAUCCAUAUGUUAAAUGUGUCUUGAAUUUUGAAAGAAAAAAAUAUUUUGCAAGCUAACAUUUUCUUGAAACAAUUUGAGGCAUCAUGUAAUUUAUAACUGAAUUCAAGAGCCAUUAGGCAACAGAGUAUGUUAACACAUUGAAAUACACACAGUAUUGCUGUUACACUAAAUAUUGUAGGUUGUUAACAAAAUAGAAAUAUACUAGAAGAAAACUAUUGUAAAAUCUCAAGAGCUUCAGAAAUUGCCUUACAAGACCCCAGCAUAAGCUGUUUUGAAGUAUUUAACCAAAUAGUCACAUGUUGUAAAAUAUCAAGUGGGUUAUAAAAGGAUGCCAUUUAUGUAUUAAAAUCUACAUAACAUUGUUUUCUGGA
Messenger RNA from Mandrillus leucophaeus (drill), 5330 nucleotides. RefSeq names its product discs, large homolog 1 (Drosophila) (gene DLG1). The coding region runs from base 476 to 3256 and encodes 926 amino acids. Gene Ontology annotation, biological process: neurotransmitter receptor localization to postsynaptic specialization membrane; chemical synaptic transmission. Gene Ontology annotation, cellular component: neuromuscular junction; postsynaptic density membrane; neuron projection. Gene Ontology annotation, molecular function: kinase binding. The record is from RefSeq and is a predicted model, not a curated record. Lineage: Eukaryota; Metazoa; Chordata; Mammalia; Primates; Cercopithecidae. The transcript is spliced from 26 exons.